This is a messenger RNA of Pyricularia grisea, 210 nucleotides long. RefSeq lists its product as uncharacterized. Lineage: Eukaryota; Fungi; Ascomycota; Sordariomycetes; Magnaporthales; Pyriculariaceae. The coding region runs from base 1 to 210 and encodes 69 amino acids. The record is from RefSeq and is a predicted model, not a curated record. The transcript has 2 exons.
AUGGUGUGUUCACGGCCAAUGCACAGAUGGGACACGACCUACGCUCUCCAGCGAGUGCAUACCUAUAUUAUUGGACGAAAAGUAAAGUGUAACCUUUCAAGGCAAUCGAAGAAUCGAAGAUAUCAAGAUUUCCCAUCGCAACACACUAGUUGGCUUUUAAAGCUCCAAUUAAACAACAAGAUACUGGGUGGUCGACGGAGAAACGCCUAA